AUGUGGGUGAGGCGCCAGCUGCCCCGGGCCCAGCCCUGCAGAAGCGGGGGCUUCCAGAAGUCGCUGGCCCUCAGCAUCCGGACCGUGCCUGGUGCAGGGUGGGCGCUGGAUAAAGUCCCCCGUCAGCUACGUGGACGAUCAGCUGCCGUCCACGAGGGCUCGGCCACCGUCCCGGCCGCUUCUCGCGUGAAGAAACGGAGGCCUGAGCCAGAGUCACUGCCUGGGGUCGGCCCUGGACAGCGGAGGAAGAAAGCAGAAGUGCCCCAGGGGACAGCGCUGCGAGGAGUGUCCCAGGGGCCUGGCUCCGGCCGCUGUCACCUCGCCAGGGUCGAGAGCGUGGGGCUGCGCCGGGGAGCGGCUGCCAGCUCUGGGACCCCUGGACGUGGACAGAGAAUGCACCGGAAGGGCCGGAAGCUGGGCUCCAGCCGCCGGCGGCAGAUGAGAGAGCCGGCCGACGGCCAGGAUGCCCUGGGCAACCCAGGGCCCGAGUCCUGGUCCUCAGAGGCCGAAGCAGAGCUGCAGACCUUCUUCCAGGACUGUGGUGCCAAGGACAGAGGCUUUGUCACCCGCGAGGACCUGGCGGAGGCCAAGUUCCGCUUCCUGGGCAGCGAGGAGGAGCCACAGAUGAUCUUUGACUGGCUGGACGCAGAGCGGAGUGGCCACCUAUCCCUGGAGGAGUUCAGCUCUGGGCUCAAAAACAUCUUUGGCUCCAGCCUGAGCACCCAUGGGCUGCGCAGGUGGCGACCGCUGCCCUCCCAGCGGGUGUCUAUGGCCAGCGGCUUCCCAGCCCUGGAGGAGGUCAGCGCCGAGGAGAGGGCCGCUUUCCUUGCCCUCGCUGGGCAGCUGGGGACCGGGCACCUGCUUCCUGAGCAGACGGAGAUCUGGCAGCUGUGGGGGAAACUGAGGCAGGAGGAGCCACAGCUGGCGGGUGACCUGGAGGGGUUUCUGGCCAAGAUGAGGAGCCGCCUGCAGGAGGUCCAGGCCGACAGGGAGGCCCUAGAGCGCAGGCUGCAGAAGCGCGACUCCGACCACCGCCGUGAGGUGCAGCGGCUGUACGAGGAGCUGGAGCACCAGGUCCACCGGGAAAAGCAGCAGCUGCAGGCCCAGAGCGACUCCCGGGGCCUGGCCCUCAGCGCCCAGGUGCAGGACGCCCUGGCGGCCAAGGAUCGUGAGGUGCAGCGGCUGGUGCAGGGCCAGAGCGAGCUGGAAGCCCAGCUCCACAGCCUCAGUGACACCCACCGAGAGGCCACCUCAGAGAACCUGCAGCUCAGGGAGGCGGGGAGAGACCUGGCCGAGCAGCUGGAGGAGGUGCGGGGACAGCUGCAGGUGACCCGGGGCCGCCUGAAUGCGGCCAGGGGCCGAGUGUCUUGGCAGGUGGAAGAGGAAGCCAGCGGCCCUGGAGGGAGCCUGAAGCGCCCAGCCCCUCAGGCCGUGGCCCCAGAGGAGGCGCCCCUGCCCAGGCUGUUUGGGGACAUCGACGAUGACUGGGCCCAGCUCCUGAGCGGCUUCGGCAGCCCCCGGCAGAUUUCCAUCUCCGAGCUGCACACCCAGCCUUCUGGCCAGGAGCCGCCUUCGCAACCAGGUCCAGAUGGGGCCCCACAGAGCCCGGCAGGGGAGCCCCCCAGCAACCAGGACAGGAAAGGAGAGGACGCAGGAGGGCAGGACCCCCGCCCAGAGCCACCAGCUGCACCCCAGGCCGGCUUCCCCUGGGGCCUCUCAGGGGGUCACGGGAGCCUGGUGGCAGCGGCACUCAGAGUGCUCGUUCCUGUGGAGGACAGUGGCUCCCAUCCCUCUCCCCAGGCUCCGGCCGGGGUCAGCGAGCAGCUCCAGUCCACGGAGCACAUGGCCCCUGGGACCGGGCCUGUCCUGGCCAAGCCGCUCAGGCAGACAGAGGCCCUGCUGGCUGAAGGUGCCAAGCCAGGCCUGGGGUCGCUGGGCACUGUGGUCCCCACACAGGGCCUGGAACCUGUGGGUCAGGCUCCCGCAGGGGGCCCAGAGCUGAGCCAGCCCAGCCUGGUCGGGCAGGAUGGCCAGCCUGGGGGGCUCCGGGAAGCCUGUGUCCGGGCCCUCGGGCCAGACGGGCUGCCGGUCUGCCCCUUCCACAGUCUGGAAGAGGAGCCCUGGGGUGGACAAGGAGAAGCAGUCGGUCUAGUGGGGCAGGACCCCAGUUAUGAGCAGGCAGCGCCCCAGGAAGGCUUUCCUCAGGCUGCGCCGCCACAGGGCCCCUCCUCAGUGUGGCCCCCUCCUGGAGAGACGCCCCCUGUAGAGCUCUCUGCCCCGCUCAGGGCCCAGGAGACCACACAGACCCUCCCCACCCUGACUGAGCCCAAAGCCCCACCCGGGCCCCAACCCAAAGCUGCCCAGGCAGAGAGAGAGCCAGGCCCCGCUCCACCUAGAGAGCCCAGGGCGGAAAGCCAGCCCUUGGCCCCUGACAAGCACACCCCCCAGCCUCACCCUGCCGGCACCCGCGAACCCCAGGCCAACCCUGACUACCUCUUCCACGUCAUCUUCCUGGGCGACUCCAAUGUGGGCAAAACCUCCUUCCUGCACCUGCUGCACUGGAAUGCCUUCGCCACUGGGCUGGCCGCCACUGUGGGAGUGGAUUUUCGGGUCAAAACCCUGCUGGUGGACAACAAGUGCUUUGUGCUGCAGCUGUGGGACACCGCUGGCCAGGAGAGGUACCACAGCGUGACCCGGCAGCUGCUCCGCAAGGCCGACGCGGCGGUGCUCAUGUACGACGUCACCUCGCGGGAGAGCUUUGCACAUGUGCACUACUGGCUGUCCUGCCUGCAGGACGAGGGUGCCGAGGGCGUGGUCCUCCUCCUGCUGGGGAACAAGAUGGACUGUGAGGAGGAGCGGCAGGUGCCCACGGAGGCCGGGCAGCAGCUGGCGCAGGAGCUGGGAGUGUCCUUUGGAGAGUGCAGCGCCGUCCUAGGUCACAACAUCCUGGAGCCCAUGGUGAACCUGGCCCGGGCACUCAGGGUGCAGGAGGACCGCCUGAAGGGCUCGCUGGUGGAGGUGGCACCCAGAAAGCCCAAGAGAUCCGGCUGCUGCUCCUGACCUUGCCUGUCACCUGGCUUCCCGCCAGCCGCCUGGGACGCAUGCCUGUGGCCACAUUGCUGUAAGGCCCAGGCCUUCCUCAUAAAAACCAGCAUG
Messenger RNA from Fukomys damarensis (Damara mole-rat), 3156 nucleotides. It is a transcript of the gene Rab44, whose product is annotated as RAB44, member RAS oncogene family. The record is from RefSeq and is a predicted model, not a curated record. Lineage: Eukaryota; Metazoa; Chordata; Mammalia; Rodentia; Bathyergidae. The transcript has 17 exons. Gene Ontology annotation, molecular function: GTPase activity; calcium ion binding; GTP binding. The coding region runs from base 1 to 3060 and encodes 1019 amino acids.